This is a messenger RNA of Trypanosoma brucei brucei TREU927, 984 nucleotides long. RefSeq names its product expression site-associated protein. Lineage: Eukaryota; Euglenozoa; Kinetoplastea; Trypanosomatida; Trypanosomatidae. The transcript has a single exon. The record is from RefSeq and is a predicted model, not a curated record. The coding region runs from base 1 to 984 and encodes 327 amino acids.
AUGAAGGUUAUUGUUGAGCGAUGCCUAGCUUUCUCACUUUUUGUAAUUUGCAUUGGUGGUGCAGAGGAAGAGGGUCCAUGCACGCUGGUCGACGAUUAUUACAAAAAGAAUUUGAAAGAGACUUUAUGUUAUCUUCGUUGUCUCUCGAAUGCGUUGAAUAAAUUAUACACUGAUGGCGAGAGGAAAAUGCUUGUGAAUGAGGAAGUAUACGCAAAUGCAUCUCGUAUACUGGAUGACAUGGAAGGUAAAACAGGUGAAAGCACAAAAUAUUUGAGUGUUGUAAGUAGUGCAAUGGGAGACCAACGUAAGAAAAUGGAAAAGCUUAUAUCUUAUGGAAAUGAAAUGGGAGACCUUGUAGCGAAAGUAGGUGGAUUAUUUUCUGAAGUUAAUGAGAGUGUGAGGGCAGUGAGGAAAUAUUUACCUGAUGCUCUCACAACAGCAAAUAAAUACUAUGCAUCUAUUGCUGAGAUAACACGGACAGCUUGGGAUGAUGUUAAGGCUGUAGAAGCAGGAGGCACUGCUAAAUGUGAAGAACGAACCUUUCAAAGGGUUAAGGGGUUGUUAACACCGUGUGCUGACCAAACAUGCCCUCUGGCAAAAACUGUAAACGAGAGCACUCUCAAAACGUAUAAGGACGGUUGUCUUGCAGUAACAGUACAGAAUGGUUCUGUAAGGGAGUGCUUCAACCUUCCAAGGGAUAAUUUGUAUAGGAGUGGUGCAGUUAAGAACUCAAAUGAUGCAUUGGAAUGGAAAGAAGUUCGAGAUCGUGGAGCUUCUUUUCAACUUAAAGUCAAGGUGCAAGAAAUAUUUGGCCCCCUCAUCACACCUUUUGCUGCCGGACAGCCACCUUCCAUGCUUCUUGGAAUGGUGUCAAAUAUCACCUCUCUUCACUCCCAAUUUAACAAGGUGCAUAACAACUUCACGUCGCUGCUGUUCGACAUUGAUGUUGCUGGUAAUGUUACCACCGCUAAUUCUUCCAUCUGA